UGUAUUUCAAUGAUUGUUCUUCAGUAGACACAAGAUAACAUUUGUGAGAAGUUUAUUCAUCUGAUUGAUCAUCGAGAGAGAAACCACCAUGGCUGAUGCAGCUCUAAUCCGUGGAUUGCUUUCAAACUUGGCACCUCUGAUUCAGGAUGAAUUCUCGUUGUUUUGGAGUUUUAAGAAGAAGGUUCAAAAGCUAUCCAGCACGCUAACUUCAAUUAUGGCAGUACUUGAGGAUGCAGAGAGAAAGAAUGUGCAGGAGAAGGACAAACAAACAGAAGAUUGGUUGCGGAAGCUGAAAGAUGUGGCGUACGAGGUUCGAGACAUCAUGGAUGAGUGCACCUUUGAAGAUCUUCGUCUUCAAGUCAAAAGGCGUAAUGCCUCCUCUUCAACCCUGAUCCAGGUAACCAACUCAAUAACCCAUCCUUUUAGCAGUACUUGGACACGUCUAAAAGUUGGUCACAAAAUUAAGGAUGUUCAAGAGAAGCUUGACCAAAUUUCUUUAGAGCGUCAAACGUUACAUUUGCGUGAAUCUAUUCAUGACUCAAAAAGAGACAAGCUUACUAGUAGAUGGCGUGAAAACAUGUCUCUUUCUAGUUGUAAUCAAGUAUAUGGGAGAGAUAAGGAGAAGAAACAGAUUAUUGAUAUUCUAGUCAAUAAUACAUCUAGUGCUUGUGUUGAUAAAAAACCAUAUGUUCUACCCAUUGUUGGAAUAGGGGGUCUUGGUAAAACAACCCUUGCCCAAAUGGUCUUCAACGACGAGGAGAUUACUAAGCAUUUUGAAACCAAAAUCUGGGUUUGUGUUUCAGAUGAUUUUGAUAUUAAAUUGGUGAUCAAAGCUAUCAUAGGAGCAACAAAUGAAACUUCCUUAGAGAUAUUGCAGAAAAUGAUUCAAGAUAGAUUGAAAGGGAAAAGAUAUUUGAUUGUAUUGGAUGAUGUUUGGAAUGAAAAUGUUGAUGCAUGGGAUCAGUUGAGAUCUAUCUUGGAUUGUGGAUCAAAUGGUGCAUUUAUCCUUACCACGACACGGAAAAAAAAUGUGGCAAAAAUUAUGGAAACGAUUCAACAUUUUCAGAUAUCAUCGCUCUCUAACGAGGAUUGUUGGCUACUCUUUCAAGAGCGUGCAUUUAUGUGUGGAACACAAAAAACUACAAACUUUGUUGAUAUUGGAAAAGAAAUAGCUAAAAAAUGUAAGGGUGUUCCCUUAAUUGCCAAAACAUUGGGAAGUCAAUUAAGCUUCAACGAUGACGAAAAGGAAUGGUGCAGAAUAAGAGAUAGUGAGAUAUGGGAGAUAUCUCAAAAUGAAGAAGAAUUAGAUAUUUUGCGUAUUCUAAGGUUGAGUUACUAUGACCUCCCUUAUGAUUUGAGAAGUUGCUUUGUGUUUUGUGCUAUAUUUCCCAAGGAUACUAUAAUUGAAAAGGAGAGAUUAAUCCAAUUGUGGAUGGCCCAUAGUUUAAUUCUUACAGUUAAGAACAAAGAAGUGGAAGAUGUUGGGAAUAAAAUUUGGAAGCAAUUGUGUUGGAGAUCCUUUUUUCAAGAUGAGAAAUCAGAUCUGUAUGGAAUUUAUGAAACAUGUAAGAUGCACGAUCUUAUGCACGAUCUUGCUCAAUCUGUUAUGAAAGAGGAAUGUUAUACGUUAGAUGCUAAUAACUUAAUUGAUGGUUUAAAACGAGAAAUUCGUCAUCUAAUGGUAAUGGGUGAUAAAUUUGUCAAAAUAUCAGUUGAUUCUCUUAAGAAAAUUGGAGGGUUGCAAUCACUAAUGCUCCAGGACAGAGAUGUUGGUGGAAAGCAGAUUUUUUUGAGUGUAUUGAAGGAACUUCCGAUUUUACGUGUCCUUGAACUAAGCUAUAAUGGGUGGCAGCAAAGACCAUUCGAAAAGUAUGACCUGGGAUGUCUAAAACAUCUUAGAUACUUAGACAUUUCCGGUAAUAAUGAGAUAGCAACAUUACCUGAUAGUAUUUGUGAUCUCUUGAACUUACAGACUCUGAAACUCAAUCAGUGUUCUAAGCUUGAAAGUUUGCCCAGAAAUACAAAAGACCUUAUUAGUUUGCGGCAUCUUUAUUUGAAUGGUUGUUAUAGAUUAAAAUAUAUGCCUAGAGGGAUGGGGCAAUUGAAACAUCUGAGGACGUUAAGCUUGUUUGUGAUAAGCAAUAAAAAGAGAGACGGCCAACUAGAUGAAUUAAGAGAUUUGGAUAUUGGCGGAUCAUUGACAAUUAAGAACCUUAGAAGAGUUAGUGAUGCAUCUAUGGAAAGAGGGAUAAGUAUGGCUAAAAAGACGAGUAUCAAUGAAUUGGAGUUGGAUUGGACAUCUGUUGAUGAAGUUGAUGAGAGCAAGAGUACUAGAGAUGAGAAAAUUGGUGAAGCUCUAGAGGUUUCAACUGCAAGGCUGAAGAUAUUGAGAAUGAGGGAUUACAAAGGUGAAAAUUUCCCUAAAUGUGUGGGAAAAUCAUAUCCUUCUUUAACACGCCUUGAGCUUAGUAGCAGCGUUGACAAUGAAAUGAUAGUACUAUUCCCUUUGUUAGAGGAACUGCAGAUUGAAAGAAUGAUGAAUUUGAGGGAAUUGGUGUCACCUAGCUGUUGGAGUACUGGAGCAUUCCCUAAUCUAUUCAAGUUGUAUAUAUCUGAUUGCCCAAAGCUAGGGGCCUUGCCACCUCAUCUCAAAUCACUCAAACGUGUAAAGGUUGAGGCUGAAUGUUCGGAUGAAUUGUUAUAUAGCAUCUGGAAUCUUAAUGAUACUCUCACUCAUCUAGAACUUAAGAGAUUGAAUAAUGAUGUGGAGCAUGGUAUAUUCACAGUCAACAACAACAUGAAUGGAAAUGAAGUAGUAAUAUUCCCUUUGUUAGAGUAUUUGAAGAUUGUGAGCAUGAAGAAUUUGAGGGAAUUGGUGUCUCCUACUAUUCCUAGUGCCGGAGCAUUCCCUAAUCUAUGCAAGAUUGAGAUAUGGUAUUGCCCAAAGCUAGGGGCCUUGCCACCGCAUCUCAAAUCACUCAAAGAUGUAUAUAUUAAUGGUGAAUGUUCGGAUGAGUUGUUAUAUAGCAUCUCAAAUCUCAGUGCUCUCACUUGUCUCUCUCUUGGUUUUAUGAAUGAAAGAAGUGUUUUAUUUGGAGCUGGUUAUAAGGCAUUAAUGUUUGAUGAUGAGAUACCAUCAACAUCAUCAUCGUCAAAUAAUAAUAGUGAAGCACAAUUACGAGGAGGAGGAGGACGCUCAACUUUCCAAUCUCUUCAAUAUCUGGAUAUCUGGAACUGCAAGAACUUAAGGCGUUUGUUUGAUGAGGGAAUGAUAUCGAAGAUUAGUGGCUGCCAGAACAAACACUUCAUCAACUCUCUCACGGAAUUGAGUAUCUGGUAUUGCCCGGAGUUGAUGAUAUCAGUUGAGGAAUUUGUUGGAAACCUCAAUAUUAAUAAUAAUUCACUACAGAGAUUGUGGAUUAUGGGUUGUCCUAAGUUGGUGUCUUCAGAAGAAGCGGACGAUGUUAUCGCACUCCUGCGUUCCCUUCGAACCAGACUUGAUCCUAAGAUGUUCCAUGCAGAUAUUCUAUUGGAAGAGGAAUAGCAUAAGAAGAGUCAAUUAGAAGUCAGUAGGCUAUUCUGCAGCUCUUCCAAUCAUAGUCGCUAUAUUUUGGUUCAUGUUGUUGUUGUGGAAGAUUAAAGCGACAUGGAUAUUCUCCAGCUGCUUACAUUACUGUUA
Impatiens glandulifera is the source of this 3679-nucleotide messenger RNA. Its product is annotated as putative disease resistance protein RGA3. Bases 89 to 3544 code for a protein of 1151 amino acids. Gene Ontology annotation, biological process: defense response to other organism. The record is from RefSeq and is a predicted model, not a curated record. Gene Ontology annotation, molecular function: ADP binding; protein binding. NCBI's taxonomy places the organism in Eukaryota, Viridiplantae, Streptophyta, Magnoliopsida, Ericales, Balsaminaceae. The transcript has 2 exons.